Messenger RNA from Oreochromis aureus, 1524 nucleotides. RefSeq names its product odorant receptor, family 6, subfamily AT, member 1 (gene or6at1). The coding region runs from base 1 to 1524 and encodes 507 amino acids. Gene Ontology annotation, molecular function: olfactory receptor activity; G protein-coupled receptor activity. The record is from RefSeq and is a predicted model, not a curated record. Gene Ontology annotation, cellular component: membrane. Gene Ontology annotation, biological process: G protein-coupled receptor signaling pathway. The transcript has 7 exons. NCBI's taxonomy places the organism in Eukaryota, Metazoa, Chordata, Actinopteri, Cichliformes, Cichlidae.
AUGACCGGCCUCCUGAAUUGUGUUGUUGCUGCCGCUUUUCAUGAGGUCAGUCCCCAGAACUGCUCCAUCUCCAUCACAGCCGUUGGCUCCUUGGUUUGCCUCCUGAACUGUGUGUUGAACUCCAGUGCUGCUGACCUCCAGAGAGCGCGUGGAGGUCCGACCUCCCAUUGUUUACAGCAGAGAUCAGCUGUUAGCCCUCGGGCCUCCGCUGCCUUGCCUACCGCUGAACGAGCCAACAUCCCCCGCGAGGUGAGGAGGAAGAGACGUGGCAGUCGGGCCGGGAUCGGGCGUCGCAGUAAAGUUAGGAGUACACAGAGAACCAGUAGUGAAACGCACAGUAGGAAAUGGUCAGCAGAGACUGAAGAGGCCCUGAGGGACUGUUUCCGUUCUACUGUGUGGGACAACCUCUGCAGCCCUUUGGAGGAUGACCUCAACAGCAUCACAGACUGCAUUACGGAUUACAUGAACUUCUGUAUGGACAACACCGUACCCAGCAUAAAGUCCAAGACAUAUUUCCCGCCUUUGUCAACCAAUCACAGAUCUAGUUCUGCUAACGGGACCUUGGAACUCGGUGGUGUCACGUUCUUUAUCAUCCAGGGCCUCACAAACCUCGAUGAGAAAAAGAUAAUCCUUUUUUCCAUCCUGUUGCUGAUUUACAUCAUGAUCCUGGGAGGAAACAGCAUCAUCAUCUAUGUGGCACUGACGGAUCCAAAGCUCAACUCUCCACUGUACUUCUUCCUCUGCAACCUCUCCUUUGUGGACAUGGUCUACACCACUACCACCAUCCCCAACAUGCUAUCUGGCUUACUGACAGAUAUCUUAACCAUCUCUGUCCUGGGCUGCUUCCUCCAGAUGUACUUCUUCAUUCAAUUAUCUGUUACCGGCCGUGCCAUUCUCACAGUCAUGGCAUACGAUCGCUACGUGGCGAUCUGCACCCCUCUGCAAUACAACAGCAUCAUGACCCGGCCUGUCCGACUGCUACUUGUUGCAGGAGCCUGGGGAUUUGGUGCAGUUUGCACACUUCCUGCUACUGUGAUUGCCUUUGAGAGGCCUUACUGUGGCCCAAAUGUGGUGAAACAUGCCUGGUGCGACCCAUCUUCUGUAAGGCGGCUUGUGUGUGGUGACACCUCUUUGGAUAACAUUGUGUCUCUCUCUUUUGCAAUGGUGGCGCUGCUGACCACAGGUAUCCUCAUACUCUCCUCCUACAUCUUGAUUGGUGUUUCCAUAUCCAGGAUGGUUGUUGCUCAGAGGCUGAAGGCGUUCAGAACAUGUGCUGCCCACCUGACUGUGGUGUCCAUCUCUUAUGCGGCAGCCUCAUUUGUAUACAUUUCCUACCGAGUGGGAAACUUUUCACCAGAGGUGCGGAUCAUUGUGUCUGUGCUGUACUCUGCUCUGACUCCAUUCCUGAACCCGAUGAUCUAUAGUCUGAGGAACAAAGAGCUGCGAGAGUCUAUCAGAAGGACUUUGGGCAGGUUCAGACCUGCUGCUGUGUUGCCCACCAAGGAAAUCAGCACUUUGUCCUGA